Neoarthrinium moseri is the source of this 1638-nucleotide messenger RNA. RefSeq lists its product as uncharacterized. Gene Ontology annotation, molecular function: carbohydrate:proton symporter activity. The coding region runs from base 1 to 1638 and encodes 545 amino acids. The transcript has 4 exons. Gene Ontology annotation, cellular component: membrane. Gene Ontology annotation, biological process: carbohydrate transport; transmembrane transport. The record is from RefSeq and is a predicted model, not a curated record. NCBI's taxonomy places the organism in Eukaryota, Fungi, Ascomycota, Sordariomycetes, Amphisphaeriales, Apiosporaceae.
AUGUCUGUGGAAGAGAAGAAUGGUGUCGACAUCAGCACCGCUCCCGAGAAGGAGCAGGUCCAGACCAAGGUCGUGAAGGGCAAUGAGGCCUUCGCAGAGGCCAUGACCAAGGAGCCCCCGAGCGCGUGGACCGGAGCCCAAAUCAUGAUCUACUCCUUUUCGAUCGUUGGAUUCUUUUGCUCCACGAUGAACGGCUAUGAUGGUUCCCUGAUCAACAACCUGCUCCAGAAUCAAUGGUUUAAGGAGUAUUACAACGUUCAGAGCUCUGGUAUCUGGGCCGGUAUUGUGUCUUCCAUGUACCAAAUUGGAGGUGUCGUCGCGCUUCCCUUCGUCGGUCCUGCCAUCGACACCUGGGGUCGAAGAGUCGGCAUGUUGAUCGGUGCACUCCUGAUCAUUCUCGGUACUAUCAUCCAGGGUACAUCCCACGCCGCUGAAGCCUUCAUGGGCGGUCGUUUCUUGCUCGGUUUCGGUGUCUCGAUCGCUGCUGCUGCAGGACCUAUGUACGUCGUCGAGAUCAACCACCCUGCAUUCCGCGGAGUGGUUGGAGCCAUGUACAACACCCUCUGGUUCUCCGGUGCCAUCAUUGCGUCCGGCGCUGCCCGCGGUGCCCUUAACACUGGUGGAGACUAUUCCUGGCGCUUGAUCACCUGGCUUCAGGCCCUCUUCUCUGGACUCAUCUGUCUCUUUGUCUUCUUCCUCCCCGAAUCGCCAAGGUGGCUGUAUGUCAACAACAAGAAGGAGGCAGCUAAGCAAAUGCUCACCAAGUACCACGGAAAUGGCAACCCCGAAAGCGCCUGGGUGUCCCUCCAGAUGCACGAAUACGAAGAACUACUCAACAUGGACGGUGCCGACAAGCGAUGGUGGGACUACCGCGCUCUGUUCCGCAACCGAUCGUCGGUCUACCGUCUUUGCUGCAACCUGGCUGUAUCCAUCUUUGGACAGUGGGCUGGCAAUGCUGUGCUCUCCUACUUCUUGGGCGCGGUGCUAGAGUCCGCUGGCUACAUCAACAGCAUUGAACAGGCCAACAUCACCCUCAUCAACUCCUGCCAGCAGUUCCUAUUCGCCAUCUUCGGUGCUUUCCUUGUUGAUCGCGUCGGUCGUCGCCCGCUGCUUCUGUUCUCAUUCACCGGUUGCUGCGUUGUCUGGCUCGGCAUGACUAUUGCGGCUUCAGAAUUCGCCAAGUCCGGUGGCGGUAUCAACCCUGACGGAACCGCCCGGCAGGGUACCAACAAGGCUGCCUCUCAGGCUUCUCUUGCUAUGAUCUUCAUCUUUGGGUCCAUCUACUCCGUUGGUAUUACCCCUCUCCAGGCUCUUUACCCGGUCGAGGUCCUUUCCUUCGAGAUGCGCGCGAAGGGUAUGGCUUUCUCGUCGCUGGCCGUCAACGCCGCUGGUCUCCUCAACCAGUUUGCGUGGCCAGUAUCCAUGCAGCAGAUUGGCUGGAUUACAUACGUGAUCUUUACGGUUCAGGAUGCCGUCCAGGCAUUCAUCAUCUGGAUGUACCUGCCCGAGACCAAGGGCCGCACUCUUGAGGAACUAGACGAGAUCUUUGCCGCCAAGAACCCUGUCAAGGCUUCCAUUAAGAAGAAGGAGAUCGGACUCAACCAGUACGGUGAUGUCGUCAAUGUUCAUGAGGUUUAA